AGAUGGUAAUACGGUCCUCUACCGCGGUUGGCGAGGGCGCCACGGCCACGGCCUGCAGGGUGACCGACGCAAAGAAAAUAUUUGUGGCGAUGGCCCGCCGUCGACGGCCCAACGUUGUACAGCGUACGUUCUACGCGGGAUGCAGGCGUGCAAACUGCAAAGACACAGACGUGGAUUGUCGAAAAAUCUAUUAACGGACUUACCGGAGUGCACUAUUCCCGAAAAUUCGCGACGGAAAAAAUAUUGAUAAGCCGACCGCGGUGAAGAUAAGAAUGCUGUGACAUCGUGUUCAAUAGGUGCGAGGAAAUACCGAUUUAUUGUUUACCGUCUCAGCGUGACCGACGUCCGCCCUCCGAGCUCCGCGUAAGAAGUAGUAAAGACGUCCGUGUGUCCGACCUAGCGCGUUUUCACCAUCCCGUCGUUUUACAAGUGCACCUAUUGAUCGAGGAGUUUUGGUUUUUCGCGGCUAUUAUUAUUUACUAACCUCCGUUGUUUUUAAUUUCAUCGGAACGGACAACGUUGAAGCCUGCGCUGCGUGAGCUCAAGUCUAUCAGAAAAGUAGCCGACUUGGUUGAUUACAAUGUUUAAAUCUAGAAACACUGGCUUUACAAACAAAUCAGAUCAAGAUGACAAGGCCGUUGUAAAUGCCAUGCUUAAAAAAGCUAAUAAAAACCAAACUAAAAAACCUAGAUUGUAUUUACGUGAUCCAUCAGCUCCAAAACCUCCAAAUUCUGGGUACGUACGGUUUUUAAAUGAUAGACGUGUGCAAUUAUCUUCAGAAAAUCAUAAUUUAUCAUUUUCUGAAAUAACCAGAGUAUUAGCUGCUGAAUGGAACCAGUUGCCAUCAGAUAAAAAACAACCAUAUAUUUUAGCCGCUGAACAAGAACGAGUAAAAUACCUUGAAGAAUUAGCCGCUUAUAAGAAAACUGACACAUACAGAAAAUUUAUUAUUGGAAAAUUGAAAAAAAAAGAAUUAUUUUCUGCUAUCCAAAAUGAUCAAGAAUUAAAUAAAGAAAAACCACCUACUGAAAACAAGGUUAAAAAGGAUCAAGAAUUAAAUAAAGAAAAACCACCUACUGAAAACAAGGUUAAAAAGGAUCAAAAAUUGAAAAAAGAAAAUACAUCUAGUGAAAACAGUGAUGCAGCUCAUGACAUACCUAUUUUUACUGAAGAAUUUUUAAACUUCAAUAAAGCUAGAGAAACUGAAUUAAGAAACCUUCGUAAAAAUGUAACGGAUCAAGAACAAGAAGUAUGUGUCUUGGAUAAACAUAUUGAAAACAUGCUAGAUGGUACUACCAAAUUAAAAGCUUACACUGAAAAACUCGAAGCUAGAUAUUCAAAAUAUGAGCAGUAUUUAAAUAAAUUACGAUCUAUAUUGUUAGAUGCUUUUGCUAACACUGAAUUUAUGGAUGAUACUGAGGUACCUACCUAUGAGACUAUUGAUGCAUACAUGGUUAAUUUAUUCACUGGUCUAAAAAAUGGUACUGACACUGAUUCUUCCAAGAUUGCAAAAGUGAUAAAAGCUAUUUCUUAUUUAGAUUCUUCACAGUAUCCUACAGAAGAUGAUAACAAAUAUGAAAUUAUUGAAGAAAUACUGGAUAAGUUGGAACAGAAAAAUCCAAUUUCUAGUCUUAAAGAAAAUCAUAACAAGGAAUUUCCACAAUUAUUCCAAAAAGCAACAAAAGCAUGCUCAAACACAAAAGUUCUGCAGAAACAUGUAGAAUGUAAUAUAUCCAAUACCACCAAUGAAGAACAAAUACAUCAGUUGGUACAAGAAGCAGCUCAGGAAUGUUCAAACCUAGAUAUGAGUAACAUGCAGAUUAACGAGGAACUUAUUGAAUCUAAUACAAUUGAAAAAGAAGAUUUGCUUCAGUUGACAGAGAAAGUGGCUCAAAAAUGUUCAAAUUUAAAAGGACCAUAUGUCAACGAUAAUUCUAGUGCAUCUACUACAACUGAUGAGAAGAAUGUACCAGUUGAUACAAGAAGUAGCCAAGGAAUGUAGAAGACUGACCGCUGCUGGAACCCAAUGAAUUUAUUUAAAAUGUU
Melanaphis sacchari is the source of this 2046-nucleotide messenger RNA. RefSeq names its product high mobility group protein 20A-like. Gene Ontology annotation, biological process: regulation of gene expression. Bases 581 to 2002 code for a protein of 473 amino acids. The transcript is spliced from 13 exons. NCBI's taxonomy places the organism in Eukaryota, Metazoa, Arthropoda, Insecta, Hemiptera, Aphididae. Gene Ontology annotation, cellular component: nucleus. The record is from RefSeq and is a predicted model, not a curated record.